This is a messenger RNA of Scatophagus argus, 2506 nucleotides long. It is a transcript of the gene lrtm2a, whose product is annotated as leucine-rich repeats and transmembrane domains 2a. The transcript is spliced from 7 exons. The record is from RefSeq and is a predicted model, not a curated record. Gene Ontology annotation, cellular component: plasma membrane. Bases 603 to 1796 code for a protein of 397 amino acids. NCBI's taxonomy places the organism in Eukaryota, Metazoa, Chordata, Actinopteri, Scatophagidae. Gene Ontology annotation, molecular function: protein binding.
ACGCCUCCCAGACGCACACAGCAGCGCACACGGCAGCGCACAAGCCAGCGAACAGGACGUAUCAUUCAUAUAGGGAAUAGAUCUGAAGAUCCGAAGAAAAGGAUUAACUCUCUCCAUCCCUCUCCCCCUCUAUGGACCUUAUCCUCUCUUCCCUCCUCUUGUGUCUCUAAGCCUCCCUUCACCUCAUUUUUUUCCACAAUCCCUCAUUUUUUUCUACACAAUCCCUCCUUUUUUUUUUACAAUUCAUUGGUGGGUUGAAGGGGAAGCUGGGGGGAUUGUGUCCAUACAGAAAGGAGGAUUAUUCUUACACUUUUCAUUUGGAUCUUAAAUGUAUGGAUUUCUUUAACGGACGGGGUGACUGUUUUUCUUCUUUGUUUACCCUGUGAGAGAUUCUUGAUCUUUUUUAAUUUUUAGGAAAUAUUUUUUGGGGGGGAUAGCUGAUGGCAGAAAGCUAUAAGGCAGGUGCUGCCUGAGAUACUUGGUCAAAAGAUAGUUUGGUGCGGUUUUUACAGUCGCCGCCCCAGUGGAAGCUGCAGGCAUGGCGGCUUGACGCCCCCACUGCCCCGCCCCUCUGACAGAGGAAGGCUGCAGAGCUCUGUGUCAUGCCCCCCCACAUCCACCCCCCUGGGGGCAUUGGCCUGCCUCCGCCCGGAUCUACCACCCACCACCUGGCCAGACCUGUCUUCCUCUGUGUCCUCUGCCUCCUGGCAGCACUGCUGCCGGUAGCCUCCUCCUGCCCUCCUCCUUGUCUGUGCUACUCAGAUGGCCUGGUGGACUGCGGGGGCCGGGGUCUCUCAUCCCUGCCUCCCCUUCACCUCCUGCCUCCAGGGAGUCGCUCCCUCCUGCUAGCCAACAACAAGCUUGCCUCACUGGGGGCCUCGGCCUUCGCUAACCUCUCCUCUCUAGAGGAGCUGGAUCUCUCUAAUAACUACCUGGAUAAUUUACCAGCUGGAUUAUUCAGAGACAUGUCCAACCUUACAAGACUAACUCUGCACAACAACUCUCUGACAGUAAUGGACAGAGAACUCUUCCAGGGUUUGGGGGGUCUCCACAGCCUUGAUCUCUCUCUGAAUGGACUGUCCUCUGUUCCUCUGGGACUACUGGAUGAGCUGCAGAGCCUCAGGUGGCUGUCUCUCGCGGGUAACAGGCUUCAUGGAUUGGAAAGGGCAGCAUUUGAGCCACUUGCCAACCUACAACACCUGGAACUGGGACACAACCCAUGGGAAUGUGACUGCAACCUCCGCGAUUUCAAACACUGGAUGGAGUGGCUGCUGUACCGAGGGGGGAAGGUGGACGCGGUGGAGUGCACGCUACCAAAGGACCUGCGUGGGCGAGACAUUCGUGGCGUUCCAGUGGAAAUGUUCAACUACUGCCUCCAACUUGAAGAUGAGAAUGGAGGAGGAGGCGAGGGUUCCCGUUCUGGACAAGGAGGCGUUCCUCCCUGCAGCAGGAACGCUCUCAGCCCCAGUGGGGCAACACCAGUUCCUGACAACAGCAACACUGGUGAUGACUCCUCUUCACACACGGGAGGUGGAGGUGGAGAGGCCCCGGCAGAUUGCGUCCGUGCCCGCUACCGACCCGUGAGCGUACGCCGCGCCAUCGGCACAGUCGUGAUUGCCGGCGUGGUGUGCGGCAUCGUUUGCAUCAUGAUGGUUGCAGCUGCGGCUUAUGGCUGCAUCUAUGCUUCGCUGAUGGCCAAGUAUCAGAGAGAGCUAAAGAAGAGGCAGCCAUUGAUGGGAGAUGGAGAGGCAGACGGGGAAGAUAGGGAGGAAAAACAGAUCUCCUCUGUGGCCUAGAAGAGUGAUGGGAUGGGGGAGGGUUGGCACAUCAAAGGGUGAAGGUUGGAAGGGGUGAAAAUUUAAAGGGCUCAAAGAGGAAAGAGAUGGAAGAGUUUGCUUUAUGCUCAUCGAUACUUAUGGUAUUUCUCCCUCUGACUCUCAAUCUGACACCUUUCUCCCACAUUUUGUCUUCCUUCCUGCCUCUUUCUAUUUUUAACCUCCUCCUUUUCUCUGUCCCACUCUCUAACACACAUAUACCUUAUCUGUUCCCUGAUUUUCUCCUCCAUUUGGAGGCAUUCUCACUGCAGUAUUUGUUACCAAUCAUCCCUCCAACUCGCCUACCAACCACCUACUGCUGCUCUUGGCUGCUGCUGAAUUUAUCAUUACAUUGGCUGAGAGAAAAAUGAUUUAGUACUCUCUCUAGCAUGAAACGUAUCAUUUAAACUGUUGCAAGACACUCAUGGUGUACAGUCAGUCAGUAUUUCUAAAACCAGAUUGAAUUUUCAGGGAUUUACAGCAGGGAUGGUGUGGAUUAGACCAAUAUUCACAAAGAUGAGAAGAAUUGGUGGUAUUGGGCAGUGUCUAGCUCUCAAUUUAUUUGCAUCUUUCUCCUCCUCAACAUAUUCAAAGCCAGCAGUUGUCCUCCAGAAAAAACAAACAAAAAAAAACAAAAAACAGAACCCCUGCCCAGAUCCCUUCACCCUUGUCUGGCCUUCUGCCCCUCUGAU